CUCUCUCCUCCGCUCAUCCUCUCUUCUUCUGCUGUUGUUGUUGCUGUGGCCGCUAAUCUGAGGGAGUUCUUUCUCUUUGUGGCUCUGGUUGUCAUCUCUCCAUCUCCUCUCCUCUCCUCUCCUCUGCUGUGUUCAGUCGUUCCUGUGUCAGAUGAGUUCUUGUGGCGAGAUGGGAGAGGCCAUCGAACUCAGUACCAGGGAGCACGUGACCCCGGAGAUGAACAAGCUUCGUCAGAGCCUGAGGAGGAAGAAGCCCACCUACGUCCCAGAGGCCAGCAGACCGCACCAGUGGCAGGCCGACGAGGAGGCUGUACGCAAGGGAAAAUGUAACUUCGCUGUCCGGUACCUGGGGUUGGUGGAGGUGGAGGAGUCGAGAGGGAUGCAUGUAUGCGAAGAGGCAGUGAAGACGCUUAAAGUUAUGGGAAAAAAGACAGUCAAAGCAGUAUUGUGGGUGUCGGCUGAUGGACUCAGGGUGGUGGAUGACAAAACCAAGGAUCUCAUUGUGGACCAGACCAUAGAGAAGGUGUCUUUCUGCGCUCCAGAUCGUAACUAUGACAAGGCCUUUUCCUACAUCUGCCGGGACGGCACCACCAGACGGUGGAUCUGCCACUGCUUCAUGGCUCUCAAAGACUCCGGGGAGAGACUGAGCCACGCGGUGGGCUGUGCCUUCGCCGCCUGUCUGGAGAGGAAGCAGCGCCGGGAGAAGGAGUGUGGCGUGACGGCCUCCUUCGACGCCAGCCGCACCUCCUUUGUCCGCGAGGGCUCUUUCCGCGUCAACUCCUCCUCCAGCCAGCAGGGCGGCAGCGGGGACCGAGAUGACAUCAUGAAGCUGCAGGACAAGAAGAAAGACACACCCUCUGCCAUCCCUGCCCUGCCACCUGGUACAGCCUCCCCACCCGAGGGUGCGGCAUCCCCCGUGGAGCGUCCGGAACCUGGCGGGCCCCAUGCCAUCCCUCGCCGCCACGCGCCCAUAGAGCAGCUGGUGCGCCAGGGCUCAUUUCGGGGAUUCCCAGCUCUCAGCCAGAAGAACUCUCCCUUCAAGAGGCAGCUGUCACUCCGCCUCAACGACCUGCCAUCCACACUGCAGCGCAAGACCGACUUCCAGGCCAAGAACCCUGUUCCAGAGAUGGAUAUGGGGGUGCCAGGUGAGGGAGACAGUAGUAUUAAUGCCCUGUGUAGCCAGAUCAACACCUCCUUCACCAAACCGUCGGACGAGCUCUUCUCCAACACUUCCUCCAUCAAUGGCCCGCCGGCCUGCACUGUGCCCCCUGUCUUGCCACCCCCUCCUGCCCCCCUGCAGGCCACUUCUAACUGGGUGCAGACGGACUCUCCGCUCAAUUCUCCUCCUCCGGUUUCCGUGGCGAUGCAGAUGCAGAGCGGACACAAACGCACACCGUCUGAGGCUGAGCGAUGGCUAGAGGAGGUCGCCAAGGCUGUCAAGGCUCAGCAGCAGACCCCUCCUCCAGGUCCCGCCAUCCCCACCAUCCCUGGACCGCCCUCCAUGUCAAAUCAGCCCAUGUCAAAUCAGGCGGCCUUAUCAGCUGCACCGGUGUCUACUGUCUCCAUGUCCCUGGGCUCCAUGUCCAAUCCCCUCAUGUCGGGCCCCUCCUCUGUCUCAGGCCAGCCCCCAAUGCCCCUUCCACCCAUGUCGCUAUCAUCAGUUCCACUUAUACCAGGUCCUCCAAUGUCAGGUCCGCCUAUGUCUCUGCCCUCCAUGUCCAUCCCCACCAUGUCGGGUCCUAGCAUGUCUGGGGCCCCCAUGAUCCAGCCCGCCCUCCCCGGGCCCCCAGGCUCCCUCCCAAGCUCCAUGCAGCCCUUCCCCCUGGCCUUUGACGCCACCCCGGCCCCUGUGGGAAUGUUCGCCAGCCAGCCUGUCCAGCCGGCUUUCGUACCCAUGCAGACGUACAUGCCAGGCCUGGCCAGCAGUAUGACCUACCCCAACGCCAGCGUGCCUGUGGUGGGCAUCACGCCAUCGCAAAUGGUGGCCAAUGUCUUUUGCACCGCCACUGGCUCAUCAGGUGCGGGUGGAGCCAUGGGCUCGGUUGGAGGAGGAGCCAAAGUCGGGGCACUCGGGACAGUUGGCCACCAUUCUUUUGCUGGAGCGCCUAGUGCAGUUGGACAGACUGGAGGGUUUUCCACGCCACCGUUCUCUUCCACCCAGCCGUUACCUACAGCCAUUAAUGGCCUCCCGCCGCACAGCAGCAGUAACGCCGGUACAUUGGGCCUCCAAAAUGGCACCUCCAAUAGUGGUGGGAAUGGUGGCAGUGCUAGCAGCUGGCCACCAGAGGGCAGUCAGCUAACGGCCCCAGCGGCCAGCGACUCCCAAGAAGCAGAGCGUUUUGAGGCCAAGUGGGCAGCACUGGAGAGCAAACCGGCAUCUCAGCAGCCUGGAAGCAAGGCAACAACUGCAGCGGCCAACCCGUUUUCCAACGAUCUGCAAAAGACGUUUGAGAUUGAGCUCUAAGCCACAGUUGGCUUCCCAAAGGCGUAGCCGCUAGCCCUGGAGAUAGCCUGUGAUAGCCAGGUGCUAAUUCCGGCAUCUCUGCAUAGAAAAGGAUGCAGGUCCCUGAACUAGCCUAGGAUCUGCCCUGUGACAGCCCAACAGCUUGCCAACAGCUCUCAUAGGAGCUGAUGGUAUAUUGAAGUUAAUUGCUUUCUUUACGCUCCCAUGAGAGCUAGGAAUGACAUUGGCCGAUUGUUGGGCUGCCAUUGGAGGAUCAGGGUUCUAGCUCACUAAACCAGACCCAAACAUGAUGGACUGACCCCUUUCAAUUCUUGCGUUCCCCACUUCUUCUUUCCUGCUUUCACUUCUGGAUUUACUUUACCUGCUCCAAGUCCCUGUAUGUGUGUGCACCCUGAAAGCAGCAGGGGGAGCAUAGUUCAGUGAUUUCUUGAAAAGGGGACUCUAAGAUGCAUUCCACUCCCAUGAGAAGUUUUUGGUUGUUUUGUUUUUUGGCCGAGUUGGAAAUUUUAAACAUGGCUACAUCACAGGAUGUGCAGAGAGAGAAAAAGUACGAUUCAUUGACUGAAAAAGGGAUUGAUGCUCAUAUUCGCCAAGCACAGCAGAGUUUUGGAGACCUAAAAGGACUACCAAUGAUAUGAGAUCCCGCUCUACCAACCCAAAAGGACAUACUGACCAAUAGUAGAAGAGAUUGAUGGCCAAAAUGAUUUUAUUAUUUAUUGUAUUUUAUUUUUUUGGAUCUUAACAAGUUAUAUAUAUUUCAAAAAUCAAGUUUUAAAGCAGUGUUUCAGGAGCGUGUUGUUUUUUUCCCCCUUAUAUAUUUAUUUUUGUUGAUUUGUAAAGGAGGGAACCAGACAUGUAGACAGGUGGAGGUAGAAGGAGAAAGCAUUGUGAGAAACUUGAGUCACUUGACUGAAAUACUAUGUAGUAAAAACCAAAUUGCAGGGCUGACAGUACAGCAGUACAUAAUACGACGUGUAUGAGAGUUAUUGUAAAUAGCGGCAUGCUUCUUCCACCCAUCAGCCCUCAUGUAUAAUGCUCCGAUGCUGCUCAGUCCAGAUAAGUUGAUACGACUUCACUUUGGCACCGCAGUCCAUUUCUGUUGCUAAUGAAGUCCUCUUUGAAGGGCACCAAGACGCAAAAAAAAAAAAAAAGAAAAAGAAAAAAAAUGCUUCAGGAUAUCCAACACCCACUCUGGACAACAGCACAGCACAACAGCCCUUUGGACUCAGUGUAACUCUCCAGAAGACAAACCCAAGGAACUUUAACAAACUCAGUGGAAAUUUAAAAAAAAAAAAAAAAAAAAAAAAAAAACACUCAACACUGUGUAACUGGUUGAAAAAAGAUGCACUACAUUCCAGUAUUGCUAAAUCCUUUUAAGAGUUCAAACACAGGGUAUAGUCACAUCAUAUACAUUAGGAGUGUGUGUUCACUACUACUGUAUCAGUAGCAGCAGUACUCCAUUCAUUACAAGCUGUUCAGCAGGAUUGACUAUGAAAGGGAAGAGAGUAGGGGGAAGGAACAAAAUAACAGAAAGACGUACAGGGUAAAUCAGUGAUGCAUACAUUUUGACAACCAGGUUUCGAGCUGUGUUGAAUGCAGCUGAGUGAACAGAUUGCCCAAGAGGGAAAAUGUGGUGUGGCAGAAGAAUAGAUGGCUGAAGGAAAAGAAAACGGAAGGAAAAGCUGUAUGUGAGAGACUGAAGGGGAGAAUGGGGUUAUAUGCCUUACAAGAACGAAACAGAGGAAGUCUGAGGGAAGGAAAACGAGAUAAGAUGGGAUGAAAGAGGAAAAGACACGGGGGGGGAGAAAGAGAGAGAUUGAGUGUGUGAAAAUAUCAUUAACAAAGACACAUUCAUCGCGUAACCGCCUUUUAUUUGUCUCUUUAUAUCUUCUUUGCGACCGAGCCAGUUCAAGUUGCAGCAUCAUGUCCCCCACCUCUGUAAGCCUGCCUCAAAAAAAAAAAAACAAAAACAAACAAAAAAAAAAAAACUACUCACUUUGAUCAUAUUUAGGAAGGAGUUGCAUCUUAUAUAUCUACCGUCACAUAAACAAGAGGUAUUUUCUUUUAUUCUACGUGCAACUCCCUAUAUAGUUAACCUUAACUCCAACAAUGUCUUGAAAGCUUUCACAUGUUUUCGACGUGCGGUCCGUGGCAUGAGUCAUACAAGUCUAUCCAAGAGGAUGCAACAUUACAAAAUGUUCCAGUAGAAAUGUGUUUGGUAGAGGGCCUUUUUUCCAUUGGAGGCAUAGGAGUAUAGGCUGUAUUGUUGCUCUGUACUGUAUGUUAUAUUUCUUCACAUGAGCAGUAAUGUUAAAUCUGAGUAGACACACCUCCCUCCCUGCAGAACUGUUACGCCCCUUGAGAUUUCAAUUGAAUGAAUCUGUUUAUUAGGUUUCCUGCUCAUUAACUCCAUACAUCUUAAUUGGCCAGUUGGUGCUUUUCCUGGGGCUGUACUCCCCAUCUGAUUUGCCGCCAUAGCCACAGGCCCUAAUUUAUGCGUUCUCGUGUCCACCCAGGUUUUUCUUCCUUUGUUUUACGGGACAAAUUGAUAUUUCCUCUCCACAAAACCAAGUUCAAAUUCCUCUCUUUACCCUCCCCUCCUUAACGAGACAAAACUGAGUUGCUCAUGAAAAUCAAGGCUUUUCUUUCAUUGGAAAUAAUCCCCCACCACAACCACCGCCACCACCCCCCAAGACUUGUUUGCACGCCCUCCAAAUUCUAAGUGUAGGUUAAUUGUGUUCCGCAUUAAAAGCAAACUAAAUGACCUCAUAAACUUGAUUGUAAAACCAUAGUUUUAGUGAUGGUAACAAAACAACCAGUGGAGUUUAUUUUAAUCUUUAUUUACAGAAUUUUUGUAUUUAAACCUACAUAUUUGUAUUAUAACUACAUUGUACAAAAGAUAAAUAAAGUAAUAUAAUAUUACACCUGU
Myripristis murdjan (pinecone soldierfish) is the source of this 5393-nucleotide messenger RNA. RefSeq names its product NUMB like endocytic adaptor protein (gene numbl). The record is from RefSeq and is a predicted model, not a curated record. The transcript is spliced from 9 exons. Gene Ontology annotation, cellular component: cytoplasm. Gene Ontology annotation, biological process: positive regulation of neurogenesis. Bases 152 to 2464 code for a protein of 770 amino acids. NCBI's taxonomy places the organism in Eukaryota, Metazoa, Chordata, Actinopteri, Holocentriformes, Holocentridae.